UGCGAACAUUUUAACUCCUGAGAGGCUGAGUGGACCGAACCGGGAAAACACGGCGCUCUUCCUGAACUGUCGCUGUCGCCAUGGAGACCAACUCUGUGUACGGAAAUAGUGAUACCACUCAAGCUAGCAACUUUGUGAAAAAUUAAUGCAACUGGUCAGUUCAGUUUUUCCCUUUCUCGUGUUCUCUCAGUUGUAUUCUAAUGCUAAACAAAAGUCUGGAGUCAAUCUGGGUUAGUGGAGUAAAAUAAAGGAAGAGGAGAAAAUGACACUUUGCCUGUAUGAGUGUCUGAGAGCGGUUGGACUACAGCAUCACUAUGCGAGGUUUACCUCAGUGGGUGUUUGUCGUGCAUCCCACCUUUCAGCGCUGACCAUGGAGGACUACCCCCUCCUGGGAAUCCGCACUAUGCAGGACAGGACUCGACUUUUUAAUCUGGUCCAACUGGUCAAAACUGUUGACCUGGACAGUCUUGGAUAUGAUGAUGGUGACGAUUAUGAUUACAAUGUUGAUGGAAGUGAUGAAGGCUGCGCUGUAGUGGAUAGUAGCUUUAGUCAUGAUGGCUGUGGAAAUCCUUAUGAAGAUGUAAGUGAGGAUGAGGAUGAAGGCAGAGCUGCUAUGAGAGAACUGAAUUCAACCACUUUCACCAGACCGUCAUGUGUUCGCAGGCGACUUGAUUUCAGUAAUGAAACCACUGAUCAUCAGGAGCAAUUUUCUCAUCCUGUAAACACUGUUGAUGUCAGUGCAAGUCACAAUAGAAGCAAUAAGCCAGACCAGGGAAAAGAAUCAGCCAUACCUGUGCAGUUCCAGCCUGAAGGUGGAAGAGCUAUGAUAUGUGGCUGCCAUGGGAACAACUACUACAAGCCAGAUGUGCAUCAUCGUCCAUCUGAUUGUCUUAAGGGUGAAAACACCAAGCCGGACAUCACAAGAGGGAUUUCCAUGUACAGCUGUGACACCAGAUUACCGUCAUUUCGCCAACCAAAAAACAGUGUUGAAACAGUGACAUCAAAAACAUUUAACAACAAUCCAUUUGGACACAAAGACAGAAAAGUAAUCUCUAGGAGGCAAAAUUCCUACACAAAAAUGGGCAGUAAUGAAGUUAUUGGACACAUGGCCAAGCCAACUCCUAUUUAUGAAGCAAAGAGAACAGCCGGCUACAACUAUGGACUGCCGCUGAGUUCUCCUCAUGCUCUCAACAAAAAGCAUACAGGAAAGCAGCGGAUUAGCGUAUGUGUGAGAAAAAGACCUCUGACACGUGCAGAGAACAGAAGAGGAGAUGCAGAUGUUGUGACGACUCCAGGUGGAGAGUGUGUUACUGUGCAUGAAAGCAAGGAAUCCGUGGAUCUCACACAAUACAUACUGCAGCACAGAUUCUACUAUGACCAGGUUUUUGGAGAGGAGAGCUCCAAUGAGGAGGUGUAUCGCAGAACAGCAUAUCCUCUGGUGCUGCACAUGCUCAGUGGGGGCAAGGCCACCUGCUUUGCAUACGGCCAGACAGGUGCAGGGAAGACUCACACAAUGUUGGGUUCAUCUCCCAGGAGACCAGGCUUGUAUGCUCUGGCAGUUCGGGACAUUUUUGCUCACCUGGCCACCAGACGUACUCAUUCUUCCCUGCAGGUGUAUGUCAGCUUCUUUGAGAUCUACUGUGGUCAACUGUAUGACUUGCUGGACCACAGGAAAAGGUUAUUUGCCAGGGAGGAUGGACAGAAAGUAGUUCACAUUAUGGGGCUGCGUGAUGUCAGAGUGGACUCGGUCAGCUCGCUGCUGGAGGUGAUUUCACAGGGCUCAGAGGAGCGAACACAGGGGAUGAGUGGUAUCAAUCCACUCUCCUCUCGUUCUCAUGCUUUGCUUCAGAUUCAGCUAAGAGACCAAAACCAGCAGAUAACUGGCAGGAUGUGGUUUGUGGACCUGGCAGGAAGUGAGAGGGCGUCAGAUGCCAAAGAACCAGACAGGCAGAGUCGUAUGGAGGGAGCUGAGAUCAACCAGAGUCUUUUGGCUCUUAAAGAAUGUAUCCGGUCCCUUGAUCAAGAGCAAUCGCACACACCUUUCAGACAAAGCAAACUGACUCAGGUUUUGAGAGACUCCUUUGUUGGUGAUUCAAUGACAUGCAUGAUUGCCAACAUUUCACCUGGUCACACAGCUACUGAACACACACUUAAUACACUGAGAUAUGCUGAUCGAGUGAAGGAGUUGAGGGGACACGAAGGAAUAAGAGGAAGAAGAAGAGGCAAGACAGCACCCUCCCCCAAACAUAACCUGUCUACCAACAACAGCAGCAGUAGCAGUGGCAGUAGUUCCGGCAUCCGAGGGAAAAGCCCCCCUAAAAAGCCAAAAUUAGGGAGAAACAACGAGGAUUUUGGGCUUAUGACACCUACUACAAGAUUGCCUGUAGGGAGCACAAUUCUCUGCUCUACGCCAAAGAACAGCAGAUCUGGGAAGGAAACAAAUCCAAGUCCCAGAAAAGGGAUCGGUCUUGAACAUGUCACACCAGUUGGAGGUUGGCUGAGAAUGGAUGAUAAGAGGCAAGAGAGUAAGGGAGCAGGCCAAAUAGACGGUAGGAGGAUAGAAAAUAAAAGAUAUGCAGAUACUGGCAGUCGCUCUGUUAGUGAGCUACGUGCGAGGACAGGACCAGUGUUUGGACAACCAAUAGAAAAGCAAGUUCACUCCAGGGAGAUGCAAAAAGAUGAAGCAGCCUACAGCAGUAAUUCCUCAUCUGGAUUCUACAACAGAGAAAACAAGAACCAUCAAAACACUUUGAAAGGGGGAAAAAGGGAAGAAAGAGAAUGGAUAGAAAUAAAAAGACAAGUAGAAAACAGUAUUGCCACAAGUAGUGGAGUAGAAAAACUAAGGGUAAGAGAUUUGCAAAAGGCUGAUGAUCGUGAUAAGGAAAGGACGAAGCAUCUAAGACGGUAUCACGAGCAGUUGCAGCAGUUUAUACCCUCAUCCACUUCUUCAUCUGCCCAUCUCUUCUCACCCUCUACAUCUUUUGCUUCCUCUACUCAGCAAUCUCUCUCAUCUUCUGUUUCUCCAUCUUCUCUCCGACACACAUCUCACUUUUCAGUUUCUGCUUGUAUGGGCCCUGGUUUGGAGGAGGUUUUAAAUGCACAUGCAGCCAAGGUUGAGGUUGAUGGUAAUAGAGCACAGCAGCCCUCUCCCAGUGGUGAGAUUCACUUACAGACUGAAACCUCUGCAGUCUACAAUAACAACGAUAACGAGGAUGCUCAUAGUCACAGUGGUGGUGUUGGUGUAGACUGGAGGGUAUCUUGGGAGGGACAAUUUGGACGAGGCAGGGCUGAAAGUGAGAACAGGAGGUCGGUGGAGGCAACCGGUGAAACAAGACUAAGGAUGGACGACAGGACGCCAGCUUGGAUGGAAGGGGGAGAAAGGAGGUAUGCGUGGCUGCCAACAACUGAGAGAAAGCCAGCAAAUAGGAUGACAGGUGCAAUACCAACACAUGCAGAGGCACAGCUGUCUUACAUCUGUGAUUCAAAAGAAGUGCGAGUAGAGGGACUGGAUGCCUCAGAUGUCCUAGCUGAUGGAGGGUGGAGUACUGAGCAAGGAGCAGCUGACAGUUUAGCGUCUGCCCACAGCAACAGUGAUAGCAACAGCCUCUUUAAUCACCCUGCUUUUGAGUCACCCCAUCAGCGAUCUCCUGCAGAACGACCCCUCUCCCCAGUCUGCGAACGUACCAGCACAUUCUUGACCCCAGACAAACUCAGUCAUGUAUCUCUUGACCUGAAGUGUGCUCAGUGCACUGCCAACACCAUCCCUCUACCAUUGCAAAAUACCCCAGAGGCAGUGCCAUCAAGCAGCGAUAGCAGUGAGACGGAACCAUGGUUUGCUGCUAAUGCCAGUAGAAGACAUUUUUCUCAUGCUCAGUCAACUUUGUUACCUCUCACUUCUUCUAAUUCGCAGAUUGGAUGGAAAACACCUUCUGAGCCCCUUGACAAGCUAUCUAGAAAUCUAUCUUACACUCCAGACAUCAAAGGGAAAAUGUCUGUUUUACCUCGACAGGAGACUUAUGCAGAUUCUUUUAGCUCUUUCAUGGAUCCCCUUAGCAUCUCCCUGCUUCAAGUGGACCAACAGGCUGCCACAGUCUCGUUCCUCCAAGGGGACAACAGCAGCACCUCACCCACAAGUGUGAAAAAAAUUGGAGAGGAUGAAGACGGAGAAUUUCGCCUGUCUCUUUUGGAGCCGCCACAAGGAAAGACUCGCUGUCCUCCUACAUCAUCUGACAUGCCGUCCUCUCUCCAGGACCGAGACAGCAGUCAGAAACUCCAAAUAACACCAGCUCUUGGCAGCAAAGCCCCUGGAUCUCCACUUAGACCCUCUACAUGUGCUUCUAUGCAAACUUCUGCCAUGUCUCCCUCUGUCCAACAUGUUGGGAACACUGCUUCAGCUAGUUUACACAAUCUGAUGACAAAUGCUACACAAAUGCAACCAGAAUAUGUACUUAAUGAGCACAAAAAAACGUUAUCUGCCAUUACAACACCACAAUUAGAAAUGGUCUCAGGCCAUUUAGACAUUGUGCCAAACCAGCCCCUCGUGGAACAUUCAAACCACUCCAGCAAGUCAAACAUUUCACUUCAACAAAACAAUCCUGCAGAGUCAAAUGGUCAAGGAAGAAUGAGCAAUCAGCAAAUUAGCCCCACCAUCCCUCUGUUUACACUGGACGACUCAGACCAUGUCAAGUGGUGUAUAGUCGAGGCCCACUGGGAGCAGCUAAAAGAGAUGGAGGCUUUAUGUCGUAAAGAGGGGAAGCUUCUGUGUCAGCAACCUGAUAUGGCAUUUGGAGAAUACAUCCUCAAGCUGGAGGAAAUCAUGGAGAAAAAAGCUCGGUGUGUGCACAGCAUGAGGGCUCAACUGCAGCCAUAUCUGAAUCCCAUUUAGGCUAACCACAAAGGAAGAUGCGAUCAUGAUCGAAUUAAUUUAAUUUUAUAAGUUAAUAAGCAGGAAUAUGCUCAUUUUAAGGUACAGUCUGUACACUGACCAAAUUCUGGUUUGGGAAGGCAAAGCUGUUUGUGAGUGCACAACAUGUUUUCAGUGAUAACAUUAACUACACAAUGGGUCAGACACAUCCAUAUAUAUGUUUUUAAUGUUUAAUCAACCUAUGUUUUAUUAGUUCAUUGGACACUGGACAAGUACCACUUGAUGUAAGUGACAUCAGACAUGUAUUACACAAGGAUUCUCAUGGGAAACCUGCCAAAGCAUGUUUUUCCAUGUUUACAAUAUUAUAAAAUAUUUUGAAGGGAUAAGUGUGUCUAUUUGUAUGUUCGCGCUUCCUGCAUAUUGUUGCGUAUGUUUGUUUUUUAGCAUUCUGUUUACAUGUUGACUCAGAUGCAUACUGUACAACAUAUUCUGAAAUUUGUACAGAUUUGGAUAUUUGGUUCACAGUUUGUUAAGCUCAUCUGAAAAUGUAUUACGUCACUAUGAAACAAACUGAUAUUAAAAAAUUAAUUUAUUCUCAGUUGUAGUUAAUAUGGAGGCUCUCCUAGUUUCAGAUAAAUCAUUUGUACUUGGUUUUGGUCUUGCUUGUUCGUUUGGUGCUUAAAAACUACUAAUCUUGAGUUUUUUCUCUAAAAAUCCCUUGCAAAUGGUCAUAUGCUCAUCUUGAAACAUGGCUUUUGUACUGGACUCAGUCAAACGUUUCAGUUUCCAGGUUUGAAACUGAAACUGCGGUCUUUACUGAAUCUACAGCAAGAACACACUGAACCGAUAUUUUGCUGACUUUGUUUAAAUUUAUAUUCAGGCUGUGACAGAGGGGCUAACUAACAAGUGGCAAAUUGAUUGGUGCUAUAUUUUAAAGAUUUUUUUAGUGAUAUAAAACAUUUAUUUUUACAUGGUAAUCUUCAGUUUACAGCUCAUUCAUUUGGAUUUUAUAUUGAAUUCAGUUUGCUUUAUAACCAUAUAAUCUGUUCUGUGUUGUGAGAUGUUUCUCUCCCUAAUUACAUAAUAUGAUUAUUUUCUCAGCAGAAGUGUGCAAACAAGUGUUUCCCUCAAGCUUUUCUCCUCAAAUGUCUUUCAAAUGUGUUUUUUGCGUUAACAAAAUAAAAUAAAAAACUGUCAAAUUCUU
Amphiprion ocellaris (clown anemonefish) is the source of this 6068-nucleotide messenger RNA. RefSeq lists its product as uncharacterized. The transcript has 14 exons. Bases 263 to 4885 code for a protein of 1540 amino acids. NCBI's taxonomy places the organism in Eukaryota, Metazoa, Chordata, Actinopteri, Pomacentridae. The record is from RefSeq and is a predicted model, not a curated record. Gene Ontology annotation, molecular function: microtubule motor activity; ATP binding; microtubule binding. Gene Ontology annotation, biological process: microtubule-based movement.